AUGACAGCGGAAGAAACCAUAAACGUGAAGGAGGUGGAGAUCAUCAAGGUGAUCCUGGACUUCCUCAACGCCAGGAAGCUGCACAUCAGCAUGCUGGCCCUGGAGAAGGAGAGCGGCGUCAUUAAUGGCCUCUACUCCGACGACAUGCUCUUCCUCAGGCAACUGGUCCUUGAUGGGCAGUGGGACGAGGUCUUGCAGUUCAUUCAGCCCUUGGAGUGUAUGGAUAAGUUUGACAGAAAAAGGUUCCGUUACAUCAUCCUCAAGCAGAAGUUUUUGGAGGCUCUGUGUGUGAAUAACGCCAUGUCUGCAGAAGAUGAACCGCAGAAUUUGGAGUUCACAAUGCAAGAAGCAGUCAAGUGCCUCCAUGCCCUGGAAGAGUUCUGUCCCUCUAAGGACGACUACAGCAAACUAUGUCUGCUCCUCACCCUGCCUCGUCUCACGAACCACGCCGAGUUCAAGGACUGGAAUCCUAGCACUGCCAGAGUGCAGUGUUUUGAGGAGGCCUGCACCAUGGUGGCUGAGUUUAUCCCUGCAGACAGGAAGCUGAGUGAAGCAGGCUUCAAAGCCAGCAGGGAUCGACUCUUCCAGCUGCUCCUCAAGGGAGUCCUCUACGAGUGCUGCGUGGAGUUCUGUCAGAGCAAGGCGACGGGCGAGGAGAUCACGGAGAGCGAGGUCCUCCUGGGGGUCGACAUGCUGUGCGGUAACGGCUGCGACGACCUGGACCUGUCGCUGCUCUCCUGGAUGCAGAACCUCUCUCACAGCGUCUUCUCCUGCGCCUUCGAACAGAAGCAGCUCAACAUCCACGUGGACCGCUUGGUCAAGCCUGCCAAGGCGGGCUACUCCGACCUCCUGACGCCGCUCAUAAGCAAACUGUCUCCGUACCCCUCCUCCCCCCUGCGCCGCCCCCAGUCCGCAGACACCUACAUGUCGCGCUCUUUGAACCCGGCGCUGGACGGGCUGUCCUACGGGCUGUCCGGCCAGGACAAGAGAGCGAGCGGUGGGGAGAUAGUGCCGGGUAAAGGCGUCUCGCCUAUGUCCCAUUCCUUCGCCAACUUCCAUUAUCCUGGAACAGCAGGUCAGAGCCUGAGCAGGAGUCUGAUGAUGGAGAGCUCCGACUGCCACAGCAUCUUUGAGGAAUCUCCUGAAACGUCGCGGACGGACACACCUGUGGAUAAGAUGAUGAGUUCAGUUGGGGCCCAGAACACGCGUCCUGUCUCAGCUCCGGGCGAGGACGCACCAUCAGGAGGCUCUACCGACAAGAAUGAACUUCGUGACUCCACAGAGAAGUACGAGGAGUUUUACCGCCAGCGCUUGCGCGUGCAGCAGCACCUGGAGCAGAAGCAGCAGCAGAGGCAGAUGUACCAGCAGAUGCUCCUGGAGGGAGGCGUUCAGCAGGAGCCCCCGGCCAGUGACAUGCAGCACAGCCUCACAGAGAAGUUCCUUAACAGGUCGAUCCAGAAGCUGGAGGAGCUCAAUGUGGGCAUGGAGAAUUUAGGGGAGGAGGUGAAGUCUCUGGCCCAGCAGUGUAAUGGCAACGGAAACGCCCCCGUCUCUGAGGACAAUAACAACCCUCCUUCUGAGACGCCCGAGCCCAGCCGAGCCCGGGGGGGAGGGGUGCUCAGCAGCACCCCCCAACGCACCAUAGGGGGCCGCGCUGUCCAACCUCCAAAUGAGUCCCCCGUUGUCUCUCAGAGCGGGCAGAAGCACAAGGGAGGUCAACAAGGUGACUCUCCAGGCUCUUUAUCCAGAAGUAAAGAGGGUGACAAGCCAAAAAGCCUGUUUGUGCCAGUUCACAGUUUGGAGGACACUCAGGCCAUUCGUGCUGUUGCCUUCCAUCCUUCUGGAGCGCUGUACGCUGUGGGCUCCAACUCCAAAACCCUACGCGUGUGUGCUUAUCCUGAAACACUGGACACGAGCGUUUCAAGUCCAACGAAGCAGCCGGUCGUCCGCUUCAAGAGGAACAAACACCACAAAGGCUCCAUCUACUGCGUUGCCUGGAGCCACUGUGGGCAGCUGCUGGCUACAGGCUCCAAUGACAAAUAUGUCAAAGUCUUACCUUUCAGUGCAGAGACGUGCAAUGCCACAGGUCCAGACCUGGAGUUCAGCAUGCAUGAUGGCACCAUCAGAGACCUUGCCUUCAUGGAGGGCCCAGAAAGCGGAGGGGCCAUUCUGAUCAGUGCCGGUGCAGGCGACUGUAACAUCUAUACCACCGACUGCCAGAGGGGACAGGGCCUGCACGCCCUCAGCGGACACACAGGUCACAUUCUGUCUCUGUACACGUGGGGAGGCUGGAUGAUCGCCUCGGGCUCCCAAGACAAAACGGUGCGAUUCUGGGACCUGAGAGUGCCCAGCUGUGUCCGAGUAGUGGGAACCGCUUUCCAUGGGUCGGGUAGUCCCGUCGCCUCGGUAGCAGUCGACCCUAGCGGUCGUCUCCUAGCAACAGGGCAGGAAGACAGCGGGUGCAUGCUGUACGACAUCCGAGGAGGACGCAUCGUUCAGGUGUAUCGGCCGCACUCGAGCGACGUCCGAUCUGUCAGGUUUUCCCCUGGUGCACACUAUCUGCUCACCGGCUCCUAUGACACUAAGGUCAUGGUCACCAACCUCCAGGGCGAUCUGACCAAACAGUUGCCUCUGACCGUUGUGGGAGAGCACGGGGACAAAGUAAUCCAGUGUCGAUGGCACACACAAGACCUGUCCUUCCUCUCGUCUUCUGCCGACCGCACCGUCACACUCUGGACGCAUAACCCGUAACACACACACACACACACACACACAACACAACCAUCAGUGGCUGUAAUGUAAACCACAUGUUCCCCUAAAACUAAACUACUCCCUCUUCACCGCCAACACUCACACCCCGGUGAGCCUUUCCCUCCGGCCAGUAGGAAAACAAAUGGAUAAAAACCAUGAGAGUGAGAUUGUGAAAGCACACAUUGCAUUUCCAUUUUGUGUUUUGUCAUAUUUAGAGUUGAAACAACAGGACAUCACUGGGUCACGUUUUUCGUUCCUCAAGGACACAAGUCAAUUGCUUCAUGUCUAUUUCACUGAGGAAUGUUUGAGUUAGUCAUUACAGAGAUCUUUGUUAAUGACGGUGCCUUCCUUCAGUCUAAAGGUUUCCAUGAGGAAAAUGAGAGAUCUAAAGCUCAAGCUAAUGAUCAGAUUUUAUUACAUUCCUUCUUCUUUUGCAUAUCAUUUAUCUUACAGCUGUUGUAAUGCUGCUGUCAUUUGGGAUUACAAGUUGAGAUAAUGGUGUAAAGUGUAAUUUUCCAGUGUGUCAGUGACCCUUUGCUGUUCAGAAGCUGAACCUGUUUCUACUUCCCACUGGGAUGUAGUGAUGUCUAAUCUUUACUGUACCCACUGCAUUCUUACAACUCAAUAUGUAAACUAGCUUACGCGUUUUAUUUCAAACCAGUGUUUUUCCGCUGAAGCUGUUAAGUGUCUUGCUAUGGCUUGCUUGCUGAAGGAUUAUUAUGUCAGCAUCAAAGGGAAAUACACAUUUAUUCAGUUCAUCACUGUAUCUCUUGGUGUUCAAAAGCUUUGAUUUAACUACUGCUGUACAGUUUAGCAACAGUAGGUGGCAGGUUUUGCCCAUAACAAGGAUCUAACCAUAUGCACAAUGAUAUGUGAAUGGAAGCACGGGUGUCUAUUUAUUUGGAUCCAGUAUUUGAGGCAUAUGUAUUGUAUUCUUUCUUGUAUUUUACAUCUGCACUUUUUUUUAACAAUGUCUUCUAAAAUUGAUUUACUCACAAAGAUGCAUAUUUAAGUUUUUAUGUUAAUGUAUAGUUGAUAUUAUUUUAACAAAUAAGGCCAAACUAAUACGUACAUAAAUGUAUUUAUUUUACUUGAGUUCAUGUACAUACAGUUUUUAGUAUUAUUUGGAAAUGUUAGUGGCGCUUGUAUUGAGCCUUUCUAAUUCUUUUUAAAAGUGACUUAAAUUAAUUGAAGCUAACUGUUUGCUGGUACGUUCAAUAAAGUGUCUUUUACACAA
Messenger RNA from Betta splendens (Siamese fighting fish), 3988 nucleotides. RefSeq names its product WD repeat domain 47a (gene wdr47a). Lineage: Eukaryota; Metazoa; Chordata; Actinopteri; Anabantiformes; Osphronemidae. The coding region runs from base 1 to 2751 and encodes 916 amino acids. The record is from RefSeq and is a predicted model, not a curated record. The transcript is spliced from 16 exons. Gene Ontology annotation, molecular function: protein binding.